Cuscuta campestris is the source of this 2236-nucleotide messenger RNA. NCBI's taxonomy places the organism in Eukaryota, Viridiplantae, Streptophyta, Magnoliopsida, Solanales, Convolvulaceae. The record is from the annotation of a GenBank genome assembly.
AGAAUUGAAGGACAUCCUCUUAGGAUUCUGAGAGAAAUUGUUUGCUAAUCCAAGGUGUACCUUGGGAAGUAUGGGGCUGGAAAUGCUGCUACCAUGGACUGUUGAAGCUGAGUUUGGAAUCAGCUGCUCUUUCCCACUGGAUGCUACUGUGUAUCAUCGAUGGUCUCGGCCGCCGGACAUCAUCUCCUUCUGUGAAUCGGCGCAGUCUCUCCGGCAAGUUCAGCAGACUCACGCUCAGGCCGUCCUCCAUGGCGUCCUCCCGGCCAGCAUUUCAGUGUCCGCGGCGCUCAUUCUCCGGUACGCGCUCUUUGGGUCGAGCCAGAAAACCUGCCAGAUUCUUUUUUCGCAGAGCGCCGGAUUCGCUCGCUCGCCGUUUCUCCACAACACCCUCAUUCGAGCGCAUGGGAUGCUUGGGGUGUGUUGCAGGGAUGGGUUUUUGGUGUAUAAUGAAAUGUUUAGGAGCUGUGUCAUGCCGGAUGAUCACACUUUCCCCUUUGUGCUUAAGCUGUGUUCGGACUUUUUGGAGGUCCGGAAAGGGUUGGAGGCUCAUGGGAUGCUGUUGAAGCUGAGCUUUGAUUCGGAUGUGUAUGUGAAUAAUACUCUGUUGAGUUUCUAUGGGAGCUGCGGGGAUUCAUUGGCCGCACGAAAGGUGUUUGAUGAAAUGCCUGAGAAGGAUCUGGUGUCUUGGAACUCGGUUAUCCGGGUGUUUUCAGACAAUUCUUGCUGCACACUGCCUGUUUGUGCAGCCCUUGAGGAUAGCAAGGUGGGUAGGGGAAUUCAUUGUUGUAUUUUCAAAGUGGGUUUAGAUACUCAACUUAGCAUCGGGAAUGCAUUAAUUGACGCAUAUGGUAAGUGCAGAGAGGUGGAAGCUUCAAGACGAGUGUUUGAUGAGAUGACCGAGAGGAAUGAUGUCACAUGGAAUGCAACCAUUGUCAUCUUAGGUUACAAUGGGUGUUAUGAACAUGCAUUCUCUAGUUUCAGGGAAGUUCAUGGUUUCUCUGUGAGGAUGGGUUUGGAUAGGGAUGUCUUUGUAUCAAACUCACUGAUUGAUAUGUACUCUAAAUCAGGGCAUUCGACAAGAGCGUCCAAUGUAUUUCAUCAUAUGGACAAGAAGAAUGCCAUAUCGUUUAAUGCAAUGAUUGCAAACUUUGCACAAAACUCUCUGCAGCAAGAGGCUAUAGCUCUUCAUGUGCCAGGCUGGCAUACAUUCGCCCCGGGAAGGAAAUUCAUGCAAAGUCACUCCAUUGCGGAAAUGGGCCAUCUUGGAAUGAAACAUGACACUGUUUCAUUCGUGGGGGCCCUCUCUGCGUGCUCUAACGCUUCUGAAAUCAAGAAAGGAAAGGAGAUCCAUGGUUUUGCUGUCAGGAGAAUCUUCCAUUCACAUCAAUUCGUUGCGAAUUCGCUCUUAGAUUUGUACACAAAGUGUGGGCAGAUUGAUAUCUCCCGGAGGAUCUUUGACCGUAUGUCACACAGGGAUGCGGCGUCUUGGAACACCAUGGUUUUAGGGUAUGGAAUGAUUGGUCAAGUUCAAACUGCGAUUGAUUUAUUCGAAUCCAUGAGAGAUGAUGGGGUCAAAUAUGAUUCAGUAUCCUAUAUCGCGGUCCUAUCAGCCUGUAGCCAUGGAGGGCUAAUCGAACAAGGUAGGAGAUUCUUCGACGAGAUGAUUGCUUGUAAUGAUAUCAAACCAACAGAGAAACACUACGCAAACAUGGUGGAUCUACUUGGGAGAUGUGGCCUUGUUGAUGAAGCUGUUCAUCUGGUUCAAAGCUUACCCAUUGAAGCCGAUUCCAAUGUAUGGGGUGCUCUUCUUGGAGCUUGCAGACUACACGGGAAGCUGGAUUUGGGCUGUUGGGCCGCGGAUCAGUUGCUCAAACUGAAGCCGAAUCACUCCGGGUAUUACGCACUGCUGUCCAACAUGUAUGCAGACGCCGGGAGGUGGAAGGACGCGGAUCGAGUUAGGGAGCUGAUGAAGGUGAAAGGGGUGAAGAAAAUGCCUGGGUGCAGUUGGGUUCAGAUGCAGGAUCAGGUUUAUGCUUUUAUUGCUGGGGAAAGAUUUGAACAAUUGGGUUCACAUUUUGUGGGUAGAGAAGUCUGACUGACUGAAAAGAAGGUGAGACGGUUAAUUUAGAACACAGAAAGUACUUUGUAUGGAGUACUUUUUGUAUUUUAUUGGACGCUAUAAUAUCUGUUUAUACAUGCUCUCCAACCUACUUAAGAAUGAAGAGUUAAUGGUUUC